AUGUUCUGCAGAGAAAUCAGAAAGGUAGUCCCUAGCGACCUUAACUUGGGAGCCGACAAUACUUUAGAAGCCGUUGCCGUUCAUUUUACGAAUAAGGUAGUUUUAAAGUUGCGUUUCAAUGGGGAAUUGGACACUUGCUAUGAGAUACUCUCCAAGGGGUUGCCAGCUGAAGGACUGGGGAGCACUCCGCUUGGUAAGGUGGUUCUAAAUAGUGGAAUUGGCCCAGAAGAUGAAGACUUUGAGGAUCUGUCACCGAUUGAAGAUGGCCUUUCAAACUUUCAUGUCACUACAAGGCUUGGAAACUCUAAUGAUAUGAAACUACCUAUUGUGUGCACCCAAAUAGCUGAAAUGUACCAAAAGGCGGUGCUCCCAUCAAAUAUUGAUGGGCUUCGCGACAUAGCACCUUCGCGUGACUUUGUUGUUUCGCUUAGUGCCAAAAUGUGGAAAAGAGAUACAUCUGAGACUGAUUUCGCACUGCUGGUGUUUAUCUUGCAAACAAUUAAGGAAAUGUACAACUCUUAG
Lachancea thermotolerans CBS 6340 is the source of this 522-nucleotide messenger RNA. It is a transcript of the gene IRC25, whose product is annotated as Irc25p. NCBI's taxonomy places the organism in Eukaryota, Fungi, Ascomycota, Saccharomycetes, Saccharomycetales, Saccharomycetaceae. Bases 1 to 522 code for a protein of 173 amino acids. The transcript has a single exon. The record is from RefSeq and is a predicted model, not a curated record.